Molecule: messenger RNA, 6395 nt
Organism: Octopus sinensis (East Asian common octopus)
Lineage: Eukaryota; Metazoa; Mollusca; Cephalopoda; Octopoda; Octopodidae
Product: zinc finger protein 208-like
Exons: 5
Coding region: 398-6085 (1895 amino acids)
Source: RefSeq, a predicted model, not a curated record
ACUGCAAUUGACAAAGGAACAUAGAUUAUAUUUUGAUCGAAUAAAGGCUUUCUAAAGAAUAGUAUAUUUAGCUUGAAAUAUAUAAUUAUCAAGAAAAAGUAGACAUAUUAACCUACUAUACAUGUACACACACACAUUUAACGGUAUGACACACCAUUCAUCAACGCUAUUGCCUUCCUACCAAUGACCACCACCACUGACUUCCUAACAAUAGCUGUGAUUUAUACGAGACAAUCUUUAGAUGAAUCCCUGAAAGGAUGGACAGCUAAGUCGAUCGCAGUGGAAUUUAAACUCAGAAUGUAAAGACAGACGAAAUGCCACUAAGCGUUUUGCUUGGCAUGCUAAUGAUUCUGCCAGCUCACUGUUUUAACACCAAUUAUAAUUGAAAAUCAAUUAUAUGCAACACAAAUUCAAAUUAAAACAGUCUGAAAGGAUUGAUUUUCGUAACAAUAUGGAGCAAGAGACAGAAGAAACGUAUAGACACAGUGAUAUUGUUAACAUUUCAAUUAAAAAAAAUGAAACAUCAAUUGAAAUUAACACUGAGUCUGAAAGGAUUGAUUUUCCUAGUAAGACACUGCAAGAGAAAGGAGAAGCAUCUACGCACAGUGAUAACUUUAGUAUGUCAAUCUCUCAAGCAAGUCCCAGAACUGCUCACACUACUAUAUAUACAGGAGAGAAACCAUAUCAUUGUGAUGUCUGUGGUAAAUCAUUCUCUAAAGUGUAUGCCCUAACUAAACACAUACGUGUGCACACAGGUGAGAAACCAUAUCGCUGUGAUGUCUGUGGUAAAUUGUCCUCUACAAAGAGUGGCUUAGAUGUACACAAGCGCAUUCACACAGGUGAGAAACCAUAUCAAUGUGAUGUUUGUGGGAGAUCGUUUUCUGGAAGAAGUAAUUUAACAAAACACAAACAUAUUCAUACAGGAAAGAAGCCAUAUCCCUGUGAUAUUUGUAGCAAAUCAUUCACCGAAAGAAAUGCCUUAACUGUACACAAAAGCACUCAUACAGGGGAGAAGCCAUUUCAGUGUGAAAUUUGUGGUAAAUCAUUCUCUCAUGUUGAUCUCUUAACUAUGCAUAAAAGCAUUCAUACAGGGGAAACACCAUAUCAUUGUGAUAUUUGUGGUAAAUUAUUCUCUCGAAGUGGUGAUUUAACUACUCACAUACGUGUUCAUACAGGAGAGAAACCACAUCACUGCGAUAUCUGUGGUAAAACAUUCUCUCAUAGUAAUGCCUUAACUAUACACAAACGCAUGCAUACGGGAGAGAAACCAUAUUCUUGUGAUAUUUGUGGUAAAUCAUUCACUUCAAAGAGUAAAGUAACAGUACACAAACGCAUUCAUACAGGAGAGAAACCAUAUCACUGUGAUAUCUGUGGUAAAUCAUUCUCUCAAAGUAGUGACUUAACUACUCACAAAUAUAUUCAUACUGGUGACACACCAUAUCACUGUGAUAUCUGUGGUAAAUCAUUCUCUAGAAGAGGACACUUAACUACUCACAAAUAUAUUCAUACUGGGGGAAAACCUUAUCUCUGUGAUGUGUGUGGUAAAGCUUUUGCCUUACGUAGUGAUUUAACUAUACAUAUACGUACUCACACAGGAGAAAAACCAUAUCACUGUGACAUUUGUCCUAAAUCAUUCUCUCAAAGUAGUGACUUAAAUACACACAAACGCAUUCAUACUGGGGAGAGGCCAUAUCCCUGUGAUAUCUGUGGUAAAUCAUUCUGUCGAAAAAAUGUUUUAACUACACAUGAACGAAUUCAUACAGGAGAGAAGCCAUAUCAUUGUGAUAUCUGUGGUAAAUCAUUCUCUCAUCGAAAUGUCUUAUCUUCACACAAACGUAUUCAUGCAGGACAGAAGUCAUAUAGCUGUGACAUCUGUGGUAAAUCAUUCUCUCAUGCAGGAACCUUAACUAGUCACGAACAUAUUCAUUCUGAAGAGAAGCAUUAUCCAUGUGAUAAAUGUAGUAAAUCAUUCACUGAUAGGAAUGCCUUAACUAUACACAAAUUCAUUCAUAGGAACGAGAAGCCAUAUCGUUGUGAUAUCUGUGGUAAAUUAUUUUUAGAAAACCGUAACUUAACUACCCAUAUAUGUACUCAUACAAGGGAGAAGCCAUAUCACUGUGAUAUUUGUGGUAAAUCAUUUUCUGGAAGGAGUAACUUAACUACUCACAAGCGUAUACAUACAGGUGAGAAGCCAUAUCGCUGUGAUGUUUGCGGUGACAAGUUUGCUCGAAGAGAUGUCUUAACUACACAUGAACGAAUUCAUACUGGAGAGAAGCCAUAUCAUUGUGAUAUCUGUGGUAAAUCAUUCUCUCAUAGAAAUGUCUUAAAUAAUCACAAGCAUAUUCAUGCAACAGAGAUACCAUAUAGUUGUAAUAUCAGUGAUAAAUCAUCCUCUCAAACAGAAACCAUAACUACUCAGAACCAUACUCAUACAGAACAAGAACAAUAUCAAUGUGAUAUUUGUGGUAAAUCAUUCCAUAGAAGUAGUUACUUAAUUUCUCAUAAACGUAUUCAUACUGGAGAGAAACCAUUUCAGUGUGAUAUUUGUAGUAAAUCAUUCACUCGCAAACAUAUCUUAACUAUGCAUAAAAAUAUUCAUACAGGGAAGAAACCUUAUGAUUGUAAUAUCUGUGGUAAACCAUUCUCUCGAACAGGUGAUUUAACUAAACAUAAACGUAUUCAUACAGGAGAGAAACCACAUCACUGCGAUAUCUGUGGUAAACCAUUCUCUCAUAGUAAUGCCCUAACGAUACACAAACGCAUGCAUACAGGAGAGAGACCAUAUUCUUGUGAUAUUUGUAGUAAAUCGUUCACUUCAAAGAGUAAAUUAACUGUACACAAACGCAUUCAUACAGGAGAGAAACCGUAUCAUUGUGAUAUCUGUGGGAAAUCAUUCUCUCAAAGCAGUGACUUAACUACUCACAAAUUUAUUCAUACAGGUGACACACCAUAUCACUGUGAUGUCUGUGGUAAAUCAUUUUCUAGAAGGGGUCACUUAACUACUCACAAGUAUAUUCAUACUGGAGGGAAACCAUAUCUCUGUGAUAUCUGUGGUAAAUCAUUUGCGCUAAGUAGUGAGUUAGCUAAACAUAUGCGUACUCACACAGGAGAAAAGCCAUAUCCCUGUGAUAUUUGCGGUAAAUCAUUCUCUCGAAGUAGUUACUUGAUAACACAUAAACGCAUUCAUACUGGAGAGAAACCAUAUGCCUGUGAUAUCUGUGGUAAAUCAUUCUCUCAGGGAAGUAGCUUAACAACUCAUAAGCAAAUUCAUACAGGAGAGAAACAACUCAAUGUAAGUAGUGGUGAGAGAAGAAUUAUGGAAAAUGAAUUCCAUGAGACACCAAUUGUAGUUAAAAAUGAAUUAUGUGAGACACCGAUUAUAAUCAAAAAUGAAGUAUGUGAGACACCAUUUAAAAUUAAAACAGAGUCCGAAAGAAUUGAUUUUCCAGAUGAUCCUCUGCAAAAGACAAGAGAAACAUCUUGCCAUAAUGAUAUCUUUGGCAUAUCAAUCUCUCAAACAAAUCCUAUAACUGCUCACAGUACUAUCCAUACAGGAGACAAGCCAUAUCAUUGUCAUAUCUGUGGUAAGUUAUUCUCUAACAAAAGUGCCCUAACUGUUCACAAACGCACACAUACAGGAGAGAAGCCAUAUCAUUGUGAUAUCUGUGGCAAGUCAUUCUCUAACAAAACUCCCUUGACCGUACAUAAACGCACUCAUACUGGAGAGAAGCCAUAUCACUGUGAAGUCUGUGGUAAAUCGUUUUCCACAAAAGGACACUUAACUUCACAUAAAAUCAUUCAUACAGGAGAAAAACCAUAUCAUUGUGAUGUUUGUAGUAAAUCUUUCUGUACAACAAGUCACUUAACUGCACAUAAACUCAUUCACACAGGAGAGAAGCCAUAUGACUGUGAUAUCUGUGGCAAAUCAUUCUCUGCAACAGCUGAUAUAACAAGACACAAAAUUAUUCACACAGGAGAGAAGCCAUAUCACUGUGAAGUCUGUGGGAAAUCCUUCUCUCAAAAAAUUCACUUGACAUUUCAUGAGAGCAUUCACACAGGGGUAAGACCAUAUUCUUGUAAUUUCUGUGGUAAAUCAUUCUCUCGAAAUCAAGAUUUAACUAAACACAAACGCAUUCAUACUGGAGAAAAACCAUUUCACUGCGAUAUCUGUGGUAAAUCCUACUCUACAAGUAGUGAUUUGAAUAAACACAAGCGUGUUCAUACUGGGGAGAAGCCAUAUCACUGUGAUAUAUGUGGUAAAUCAUUCUCUGGAAGUAGCAAUUUAAAUACUCACAAACGUAUACAUACAGGUGAGAAACCUCAUCGCUGUGAUAUCUGUGGUAAAUCAUUCUCUGGAACAGGAUCUUUAAAUGUACAUACACGUAUUCAUACGGGGGAAAGGCCCUAUCGCUGUGAUAUCUGUGGUAAAUCAUUUUCUGGAACAGGAACUCUAACUAUUCACAAACGUAUUCAUACAGGUGAGAAGCCAUAUUCAUGUACUAUUUGCAAUAAAUCAUUCACUGAUAGAAAUGCCAUAACUCAACACACAAGGAUUCAUACUGGAGAAAAACCAUUUCAUUGUGAAAGCUGUGGUAAAUUUUUCACUACUAGUAGUAGCUUAAAUAAACACAAACGCAUUCAUACAGGAGAUAAUUUAUAUCACUGUUAUAUCUGUGGUAAAUCAUUCUCACAUAGAAAUGCCUUGACUAUACACAAACGGAGUCAUAAAGCUGAGAAGCCAUAUCAUUGUGACAUCUGUGGUAAAUUAUUUUUACAAAGUCGUAACUUAACUAUCCACAUACGUACGCAUACAGGAGAAAAGCCAUAUCACUGUGAUAUUUGUGGUAAAUCAUUCACUGCAAGAAGUAAUUUAACUACUCACAAACGAAUUCAUACAGGCAAGAAGCCACAUUGCUGUGAUGUGUGUGGUAAGUCAUUCUCCCGUAGAGAUGUCUUAACUACACACCAACGAAUUCAUACAGGAGAGAAGCCAUAUCAUUGUGAUAUCUGUAGUAAAUCAUUCUCUCGGAAAAAUGUCUUAACUAAUCACAAACGAAUUCAUACAGUGGGCAGGCAAUAUCACUGCAAUAUCUGUGGUGAGUCAUUCUCUGGAAAUAAUGACUUUACUACUCACAAACUUAUUCAUACAGGCAAGAAGCCACAUUCAUGCACUAUUUGUGAUAAAUCAUUCACUAAUAGAAGUCUCUUAACUAAUCACAAACGAAGUCAUAAUGGAGAGAAGCCAUAUUGUGAUAUCUGUGGUAAAUCAUUUUCUACAAGUGGUAGCUUACAUAUACACAAGCGCACUCAUACAGGAGAGAAGCCAUAUCACUGUGAUGUGUGUGGUAAAUCUUUCUCUUUUAGUGGUAAUUUAACAAAACACAAAUUUAUUCAUACAGGAGACAAGCCAUAUCCAUGUGAUGUGUGUGAUAAAUCAUUCUGUCAUAGAGCUGCCUUAGUUAUACAUAAAUGUGUUCAUACAGGUGAGAAGCCCUAUCACUGUGAUAUUUGUGGUAAAUCAUUCUCCCGAACUGGUGAUUUAACUAAGCACAAACGCAUUCAUACUGGGGAGAAACCACAUCAUUGUGAUAUCUGUGGUAAAUCCUUCUCUCAUAGUAAUGCUUUAAUUAUACACAGACGCACACAUACUGGAGAGAAACCAUAUGCUUGUGAUAUUUGUGGUAAAUCAUUCAUUUCAAAUUGUAAAUUAACUAUACAUGUACGCAUUCAUACAGGAGAGAAGCCAUAUCACUGUGAUAUCUGUGGUAGAUCAUUUUGUAAAAGUAGUGACUUAACUACUCACAAAUUUAUUCACACAGGAGACACACCAUAUCACUGUGAUAUCUGUGGUAAAUCAUUUGCUAGAAGAGGUCACUUAACUACUCACAAAUAUGUUCAUACUGGAGGGAAACCAUAUCUCUGUGACAGCUGUGGCAAAUCAUUUGCUCUAGCAAGUCUAUUAAGUAAACAUAUGCGUACCCAUACAGGCGAAAAGCCAUAUCACUGUGAUAUCUGUAGUAAAUCAUUUUCUCGAAGUAGUUACUUGGUAACACACAAAUGCAUUCCUACUGGAGAGAAAUCAUAAGAUUGUGUUCUCUGUGGGGUAUCAUUCUCUCGAAUUUGUGACAUAAUUCAUAAAUAUAUUCAUAUAGGAGACCAGCCUUAACCCUGUGCAAUGAAUGGCAAAUAAUUCUCUCAAAAGUAUCACUGAAUUAUUCAUAUGAAAGACUAAUAUUUUGAUGUAAAAUGUUAUAAGAUAUGUAACUAUAAUAUAAAUGUAUUGGAAAAAGUAAGAAAGUACAGUAGUGUGAUAACCACCAAUAAUUAUGUGAUACAUAACCAGAAAUAAGUACAUUAAUGAGAUAAAUUGUCAAUAAAAGCAUUCUUUCAAAAUA